This is a messenger RNA of Mus caroli (Ryukyu mouse), 693 nucleotides long. Its product is annotated as glutathione S-transferase A2. Gene Ontology annotation, biological process: glutathione metabolic process; xenobiotic metabolic process. Lineage: Eukaryota; Metazoa; Chordata; Mammalia; Rodentia; Muridae. Gene Ontology annotation, cellular component: extracellular exosome; cytosol. The record is from RefSeq and is a predicted model, not a curated record. Gene Ontology annotation, molecular function: glutathione transferase activity.
AGGAAAGGAUUGAUUGAGCUUACACUUCCACAUUGCUGUUCAUCACCAAAUCCGUGAACCACAGUAGCUGCUAUGGCUGGGAAGCCUGUGCUUCACCACUUCAAUGCCCGGGGCAGAAUGGAGUGCAUCAGGUGGCUCCUGGCUGCAGCAGGGGUGGAGUUUGAAGAGAAGUUUAUACAGAGUCCGGAAGAUUUGGAAAAGCUCAAAAAAGAUGGGAAUUUGAUGUUUGACCAAGUGCCCAUGGUGGAGAUUGAUGGGAUGAAGCUGGCACAGACCAGAGCCAUUCUCAACUACAUCGCCACCAAAUAUGACCUCUAUGGGAAGGACAUGAAGGAGAGAGCCCUGAUUGACAUGUAUACAGAAAGUAUUUUAGAUCUGAAUGAAAUGAUUGGGCAACUGUUAAUAUGUCCCCCAGACCAAAGAGAAGCCAAGACUGCCUUGGCAAAAGACAGAACCAAAAACCGUUACUUGCUUGCCUUUGAAAAGGUGUUGAAGAGCCAUGGACAAGACUACCUUGUAGGCAACAGGCUGACCAGGGUGGACAUCCACCUGCUGGAACUUCUCCUCUAUGUGGAAGAGUUUGAUCCCAGCCUUCUGACCCCUUUCCCUCUGCUGAAGGCCUUCAAGAGCAGAAUCAGCAGCCUCCCCAAUGUGAAGAAGUUCCUACAGCCUGGCAGCCAGAGAAAGCCUCCC